CAGACCAUUUGGAUAAUCUAUCGCUCGGAGACCGGCCUGAGACCGGAUCAGUGACUGCAACACCAACACAUCAACAUACCAUUCUAGACUUACUCUGGGCGCUACGAACACUUCAAGUCCCCAUAGCAACUGAGUAAAAGCGUUUAUACAGCUUCGUCCCGCAACCCCCUCCGCCACCAAAUCCCACCACUACAUACCACAAUGUCUUCCAUUCUUCGCAGACUCCAGGGGGGCAACCUCGAAGUCUUCAAGUUCGGAACUUACAUCCUCUUCCCCAUCGGCUGGAUGUACUACUUCGGCACGAACCUCGACGACCGCUUCACCGUGGAAGGCUUCUGGCCAACCGCCGAACAAUCACACAAGAUUCCGCUCGAAAAAGAGGAGAUCGAUCGCGAAUUGAACCGCAUGCGCAUGGCCGACGCCGUCCGGCGUGAGCGGAGACAGCGGCAGACGGAAGCGGAGGCGGAGGCACAGCAGGCCCAGGCUCAGGCUCAGACGGAGGCGUCGAGGGCGGAGUGAUUGUCAUCUCGAUGAUACGGUGGUGAAGAGGCGACUGGUUCAGGGGGUACAGACCUCGGGCUCGAUGCAGCCAGCUUUGAGUCGCUUUGGUCAAUCGGAAACAGAAUCGUCUUGGCUUUGUGAAUCGAAGCGACUGGUUGAUUUGAGCGCGCAACUCCACUAUAUUGUCUUCGUCGUGGUAUAUGGCGUGUCAUACAUGCUUGUGUCUUGUCGCUGGGCUUACGUCGCGUAUUGACCAGGUCUGGAUGGGUUCCCUUGACUUCUCUUUUUUAAUUGUAUAACACUCUUCUCUGAGCAUGACUGGAGUUUUAUAUUAGGCCGAUUUUCUCUUUUAUCUUGGGGGGUUUCUUUUUACAGUACCAAAUUGAACCUGGGUGCUUGUUUACAAUAUCUUUUGCCUCUCUUUGCUAACGUAUAGUAUGUCCAAGUCGAG
Messenger RNA from Aspergillus homomorphus CBS 101889, 952 nucleotides. RefSeq lists its product as uncharacterized. NCBI's taxonomy places the organism in Eukaryota, Fungi, Ascomycota, Eurotiomycetes, Eurotiales, Aspergillaceae. The transcript is spliced from 2 exons. The record is from RefSeq and is a predicted model, not a curated record. Gene Ontology annotation, cellular component: mitochondrion; mitochondrial inner membrane. Gene Ontology annotation, biological process: mitochondrial respiratory chain complex IV assembly. Bases 202 to 519 code for a protein of 105 amino acids.